Fraxinus pennsylvanica is the source of this 798-nucleotide messenger RNA. The record is from the annotation of a GenBank genome assembly. Lineage: Eukaryota; Viridiplantae; Streptophyta; Magnoliopsida; Lamiales; Oleaceae.
AUGAGUUCCAUUUAUGAUAUGGAAGACAAGGAAUUAGAGAGAUCCAAAAUUCAGAUAGAAACGGGAAGGAAACUAAGAGCUAAUGGUGAAGGACUAAAUCAAUCUUUUUUGAGCAUGUUCAAAGCAAUUACUACAUUGACGGCUAUCAAAGUAAAAAAUAAAAGCUGCUGUUCAGACGUUCAUCUCCAACUAGCUAUUGCUUGUAUCUUACGUUUUCUCUAUGCCCAUUAUACAAAACCUCAGUCAAAUGUUAUUUUGUCGAGAAGAAUAUUGUAUGAAAGUAUGUUGGAUGCAGUUAAAGAUUUGCCACGUUAUUGCUAUGUAGAUGAGAAUACCAAUAAGACGUGGAAUGAUGUCCUCCACUUGUUAUGUCUAAUUUUUGACUUUUUAUCAGCACAGGGCUAUUUGGAAACCAGAUUCUUUGAUGUGGUGAUCCAGUUGUAUGAAUCUAAAAACAUUCCUCUAGAGAAGAUGGCUAUACUGUGGAAAAAUAGAAGGCUUAAUCAUGCCUUUUGUUCUUCACCCAUACAUGAAGUGCUUAGAAGAAGUUUUUAUAAGCACUAUGGUGAACGUUCUGAGUCGGGUAGUUUAGAAAAAACUUGUAUGGCCGAAGUAACUGGGUUUAAUUGCAUGGACGAUCAGAUAAAGCAAGCUGCUUUUAGUUUGAUUUCCAGUACUCCUGAAGUUGAUGGGUCGAAGUUUCUUGCAUCCUAUCUUUACUAUGCCUUGUCUGAAAGUCUAGUUUCAACUGGAAAAUUAAUUGAGUUAUUACGUCCACCCACCUUGCCUAUUAUGUAG